UACCAUGAACGAUUAUCAGAGUGGUAUUUUCGCACGAUUCUUAAGGUAGUUGUACCAGAAAAUAAAUUAGAAAAGAAUAUUAAUGAGUCGAAUAGCGAUGACAAAAUUCGUGUCAGUUUAUAUACUAAAUACAUUAUAAAUUUUGAUUGAAGAUAACGAUGGAUGAUCAACAAUUGAACAAUUUAAUUAAAUGGUUAGAUACCUUUGAUAUUCAGGCACCUCACUCGUCAGUAGAGGACAUAAGUGAUGGAGUUGCUUUAGCAAAUGUUUUGGCCCAAAUUGCACCCGAAUGGUUCACAGCUGCUUGGAGGUCAAAGAUUAAGACUGAUGUAGGUACUAACUGGCGGUUGAAAGUUAGUAAUCUAAAGAAAAUAAUCGAAGCCGUAAUGGAAUAUUACAUAGAAUGUUUGAAUCAACAAUUAUCAGGUUAUAUUAAACCUGACGCAACUAAAAUUGGCGAACAUUGUGAUAAUUAUGAAUUACGCCGUUUAUUACAAUUGAUUCUUGGGUGCGCUGUUAAUUGUAAUCAAAAGCAACAAUAUAUAACAAGAAUUAUGGGUAUGGAAGAAACCGUCCAGCAAGCUAUUAUGCAGAAUAUUCAAGAAUUAGAAAGUAAUAUGAACGGUCCGAGAUUAAGCUUAGGUACUAGUCUUAACUUUGAAACGUUGGAUGUAGCUGAUGGUGCUCAGCAAAGAUUAUUGGCGCAACUUCAAUCGACUGUCGAUAUGAAAGAGCAGUUAGCCCAAAGGUGUCACGAACUUGAUCAGCAGCUUUCGCUUCUGCAAGAAGAAAAAGCGGCGUUAGUGGCGGAAAAUAAGAAACUCCAGGAAAAAUUAGACGAAUUUGAUAAUACGGAAGAAUCUGGUUCUAUUUUAGAGUAUUCUGGCCUUAGGAAAGAAGUAGAAGCUCUUAAAGAUGAAUUAUUUAAGGUAGAAACAUCUAGAGAUGAUUAUAGAUUAAAGGUAGAGCUAUUAGAAAAGGAAGUGUUAGAAUUACAGUCCAAGCAAGAAGAUUUACAAAAAGCAGCGGACGAGGCUAAUCAUUUAAAAGAUGAAAUAGAUGCGUUGAGAGAAACUGCGGAUAAAGUAGCUAAAUACGAACUUACAAUAGAAUCGUACAAAAAGAAAAUGGAGGACUUGAGUGAUCUAAGACGGCAAUUUAAAAUAUUGGAAGAUAAGAACUUGGAGUAUUUGCAAUGCAAGAUAGAUUACGAAGAGGAAUCGAAACGAACUAUAAUGCUGCGCAAUCAUUUAGAAGUCUGUAAACAACAACUCGCAGAGGUUCAUCAUAAAUUAGACGAACAAACUAAUAAGUGCGAUAAACUUGAAUUCGAAGGGAAAAAAAUGGAAGCAAAGUUAAGUACUUUACAAAGAGAAAGAGACAGAUUAAUCGUUGAAAGGGAUGCUUUAAAAGAAACAAACGAGGAAUUAAAAUGUACGCAAUUACAGGCAGCAGAAAAUAUGGCAAAACCUAAUGCCGAUAGUACGGUCGGAAGUACAGAAAUGAUACCUCUUGAAAUUAAAGAGAAGUUAUUAUGUUUACAACACGAAAAUAAGAUGUUGAAGCUUAAGCAAAAGGGAAACGAUGAUAAAUUGCCCACAGUUCAAGCGCUGUUAGAAGAUUUUGAAGGAAGAUUGAAUGUACUUAGAGGUCAGAAUCGCAAAGCCAAUCAAAUAAUAAUCGAAUUAGAAAAUAGAUUAGAAGAGGCAUUAGGAAAUCAAACAAACGGAGAAAAUAAAGCUGACAAUACCAAUUUAGAGCAGAAAAUAAUACAGUUGGAGGAUGAAUUGAAAAGAGCGCAUGGAGAAAAAGAACGUUUAAUUCUUCAAAUUGAAGAACGAGAAAAUGCGCUUCAAGCACAAAAACAAAAAGCUUUCGCUCUGCAAGAGAAGUUAUCGCGCCGAGAAUAUGAUAAUGCAGCGCUCGAGGAACGUUACCGAAAAUAUGUGGAGAAAGCAAAAAGUGUUAUAAAAAGUUUAGAUCCUAAACAGAAUAAUUCGUCUCCAAACGAAGUGGCUGUUUUGAGGAAUCAAAUUUUAGAACAGCGGAAGAUUAUGGAGGAUAUGGAACGGUCUUUGAAAGAAUCGAAAUUAAUCAAAGAAAUGGAAGAGAAAUUAAUGGUGUCUGCGUACUAUCGAUUAGGUUUGACAUGUCACAGAGAAGCAAUAGACCGGCGUCUUGCUGCCUUGAGUUCGGGUCAAGGGCAAUCUUUUUUGGCAAGACAGAGGCAACCGUCAGCUAGACAUCAUCUGCCUUAUAAUUCUAAAUAAUAUGUAAUAAAUUAUCUAUUUAUAUAUAUAGGCUUUAUUUCAAUUAGAAUUAAAAAUAGUGGCAACUAUGCGGAUAAAAUAAUUAACCAGUUAGCUGUGGCGCCCCCUUUCGAGUCAAUCACAGCUAACUGGUUAAAGACUUUAUAGAAUUUAACUUGUUAGGACUUACACGAUUUCACGCUGCAAUAUUAAUCUUUAUGCUUUGUAAAAUGUAUUGUUUUGGCAGGGUUUGAACCUGCAGAGCAGAAGAAGCUCGGAACUUGCAAGGAAAUACCUUGUCAUUCACGCCACGCUGGUUGUUUGCAAAAUGUAUUGUAUACUUUAUUAUUCUUUUAAUUGUUAACAGAAAAUUUAUCACCAAUGAAUUAGCAAAAUUUCUGAUUGCUUUUUUACAAAGCAGAUAUGGAAUCAUAAUACAGUAUGCAACUCGAUGUAUAUAUUGUACAUGUUUCCUAUUUUUAUGCUUAAAACAUAAUAAAUAUGUAUACACACGUUAUAUAAAUAUCGAAAUAUAAAAAUACAUAACUUCGUACGUUUCUGUUUAGUAGGAACUAGAAUAAUGAAAUGUAAUUGCUCUAAUCUCUUCUCGACACGACUAAAGAACGAUCUAAGAAACUGAGAGUCAGAUACACCUUCCUUGAUCACACUGUGCAAGUAGUUGUAGGAAGUGGGUAUAACAUUAUUAUAAUAUUUAUUCAAUAAACAUACAAUUGCACACAUACAGUAGGAGAUUUCUAAAAUAUUAUUUUCCACGAAAAAGAUUUAUAAAGGAAAGACUGCUAAAUAUGGUAUAUAAAAAUAAUAAAAAGGUAUUAGA
Messenger RNA from Colletes gigas, 3087 nucleotides. RefSeq names its product protein Hook homolog 3 (gene hook). Gene Ontology annotation, biological process: cytoplasmic microtubule organization; cytoskeleton-dependent intracellular transport. Bases 159 to 2270 code for a protein of 703 amino acids. Gene Ontology annotation, molecular function: dynein light intermediate chain binding; microtubule binding. NCBI's taxonomy places the organism in Eukaryota, Metazoa, Arthropoda, Insecta, Hymenoptera, Colletidae. The record is from RefSeq and is a predicted model, not a curated record. Gene Ontology annotation, cellular component: cytoplasm; centrosome. The transcript has 2 exons.